UGAAGCGCUCAGUGGCCUCGAGAAUUUCGAGCUCAACGCGUCGCAACUGAUGGCCGUGCACGACUGCGUCUCAGCAGUGCAGCAACCGACCUGCUCCGUGCGACUCAUCUGGGGGCCUCCUGGGACCGGGAAGACGAAGACCAUCAGCACCCUCCUGUGGUCCAUGCUGGUCAAGAACCACCGGACAGUGACCUGCGCCCCGACGAACACCGCGGUGGUGGAGGUCGCAUCUCGGGUCCUUGAUCUCGUCGACGAGUCGUCCUCCGGUGGUGGCAGACAUGGCAGGAAGUGCUUCCUGAGCGACGUCGUGCUCUUCGGCAACGAGGGCAGGAUGGGUGUGGAAGAAGGGAACCUACAAAAGAUUUUCAUGGAAUCCCGUGUUCGACGUCUGCGUCAGUGCUUGAUGCCUGGCACAGGUUGGGCACAGUCCCUGAGUUCCAUGCUGCGGCUUCUACAGCAUCCGUCGGUUGAGUACCAUAGGUACGUUCAGGGCUUAGAGUCUGAGAUAAGGGAAUUGGUUUCAGAUGAAAAUGAUUUGAGAGACGAACUUGGUCGCUAUCUGAAAAACAGAGAGGAACUUACUAACCGAACUAAGGUCGAGAAGGUUCAGGAGAUACAGAAAAAAUUAGAGAAAAUACAGAAAGAGAUACGAGAAUUGAAGGAGGAAAUGCCGUUCAAGAUAUACUUCCAGAGUAACUACACAAUGCUUGUGAAUCAUCUGCACACUUGUGUUAAAACUUUUGGCGAUGAUCUUCCCAGAUCUGUAACGUCAGAAGAAAAUUUUCGCUGCAUGGCAGAGUUGCCGGCCUUGCUCACUGCGUUUGGGGAACUUGUGCAGUCUGAACCAGAGCAACAGCUGCAAGCACUCUUCAGAAAUACAGAUGUGAGUUUCGAGCUCAAGGAAGCGAGAUCCUCGUGUGUUCAGAAGUUACAGCACCUGUCUGAUCACUUUGAGCUUCCCGACAUGUUUGAGAGCAGAACGAUCGAGGACUUCUUGCUUCAGAGGGCCAAGAGCGUGCUCUGCACGGCUUCUAGCUCGUACCGUCUGCACUGCCUGCAAAACGCCCAGCCGUUCGAGGUACUCGUCGUGGACGAGGCAGCGCAGCUCAAGGAGUGCGAGUCAUUGAUUCCUAUGCAGCUGCCUGGCGUCCGUCAUGCCGUUCUCAUCGGUGAUGAGUACCAGCUACCAGCUCUUGUCAAAAGCAAGGUUUGUGAGGACGCCGAAUUUGGAAGAAGCCUGUUCGUGAGGCUGACAUCCUUGGGGCAGCCGAAGCACCUCCUCGACGUUCAGUACAGGAUGCACCCAUGGAUCAGCAAGUUCCCCGUCGAGAGCUUCUACGACGGCCGGAUAACCGACGGCCCCAACGUGCUCAAGAGAAACUACGAGAGGCGGCACCUGAGCGGCCCAAUGUACGGCUCCUACUCCUUCAUCAACAUCGACAGCGGGAACGAGAGCACGGGCAAGCAUGACCGGAGCCUCAUCAACUCCAUCGAGGCCGCCGCCGUGGUCCGCAUCCUUCAGAGGCUCUUCAAAGAGUCCGUCGACACGAAGAGGGGCGUUCGCGUGGGCGUGGUGUCGCCGUACAAAGGCCAGGUCCGCGCCAUCCAGGAGAAGAUCACCGGGGCGGCGUUGGCGGCGCACGAGGGGGGUUUGUUCUCGGUGAAGGUGCGGUCCGUGGACGGCUUCCAGGGCGCGGAGGAGGACGUGAUCAUCUUCUCCACCGUGCGCAGCAACAAAGCCGGCAAAAUCGGCUUCCUCGCCGACAUCAACCGCACCAACGUCGCGCUGACGCGGGCAAAGCAUUGCCUGUGGAUUCUGGGCAACGCCAAGACGCUGGCGAGCGCCAAGACAAUUUGGCGGGGGAUCGUCGCCGACGCCAAGGACCGGGGCUGCUAUUUCGACGCCACGGACGACAAGGACCUCAACAAUGUGAUAAUCAAGGCCGCCAUCGAGCUGGACCAAGUGGACAGUCUGCUCAAGUUGGAUGGCCUGCGUAUCAGCGGCGGGUCGAGGUCCGGGUUUCGACCCUAACAAGUUUGGCCGUAGUAGCCACCCAUUAUUAGCCAUCGCUAUGUACUUUACUUGCUUCUUUAUGAGGUGAUGGAUCUGGAACCCUUAAAUAAACAACGCCAGGAGGACGGUACUACUGAAAUUAGUUUACGCACACGAGGUCAACUAUACUAGUCGCUAACGUCAUGAAAAGAAACGUUUGAACAACCAUUAUUAUUCCCACGAACAUUGAC
Molecule: messenger RNA, 2244 nt
Organism: Sorghum bicolor (sorghum)
Lineage: Eukaryota; Viridiplantae; Streptophyta; Magnoliopsida; Poales; Poaceae
Exons: 5
Coding region: 50-2032 (660 amino acids)
Molecular function (GO): helicase activity
Source: RefSeq, a predicted model, not a curated record